Molecule: messenger RNA, 2337 nt
Organism: Lingula anatina
Lineage: Eukaryota; Metazoa; Brachiopoda; Lingulata; Lingulida; Lingulidae
Product: cytochrome P450 2J6
Biological process (GO): xenobiotic metabolic process
Cellular component (GO): intracellular membrane-bounded organelle; cytoplasm
Molecular function (GO): iron ion binding; oxidoreductase activity, acting on paired donors, with incorporation or reduction of molecular oxygen, reduced flavin or flavoprotein as one donor, and incorporation of one atom of oxygen; steroid hydroxylase activity
Source: RefSeq, a predicted model, not a curated record
UUGCUCAGUGGGCAGUGUGGAGGGGGUUCGCAGCGGGUGUUGAUUGUUAUAUAUAAUACGCAUACAUACAGGUAUCUCAGAUAAAAGAAUGCAGGAACUGGCCUUGACCCGUGUUGGUUAUUAAGCGUUUGACCGCAAUGUGUCCACUGCCAUUCUAGUUCUUACAUUGCGGAGAUUGAAAAAUUGUAGUCUAUAUUAAGUCAUCAUCAAGCACUUCGCGGUCUUAACCAAGAGACAUCAAAUGGCUAACGUCGUACAGAGUCUCUUCCAGUAUUUUUCAACUGCCGGCCUGCCAACAGUUUUGAUAUUCGUGGUAGUGCUGUUGUUAAGUCUGUGGAUGCUGUCGUCGAGGAAUCCUCGGGUGAACUGGCCGCCCGGACCUCUCUGUUUCCCCGUGGUGGGAUGUCUCCCACAGAUGAUGAUCAGCGGUAGGAGAAGACAACCUACGGAUCUUCUUCCAUGGUAUGAUACAUACGGAGAUAUCAUGCACGUUAAAUUUGGUGAGCAACACGCGAUAAUGCUGGGGACUUAUGAGCUGAUCCAAGAGGCUUUCGUGAAGAAUGCAGCCACAGUCAGUGCUAGACCAACUUGGAUAUAUCGUUUGAGUCGAAUAGUUGGGAAGGACGGGGCUGGCGUAAUAUUUAAAUCCGGGCACGCAUGGAAAGAGCUGAGGAGAUUCACGCUCUCGUCUCUUCGAGAUCUCGGCCUCGGGAGAAAAAGUUUACAAGAAAGAAUUCAGGAUGAAGCUCGAUAUUUGGUACAAAACAUUGAAGAUGAAAAUGGGAAGGCUUUCUGUCCCACAGGCAGGAUUGGGAAAGCUGUCAGCAAUAUUAUUUCUAUCAUUGUGUUUGGAGCCAGAAAUGACUAUAAUGACACCCCAGAAAUGCUGCCAGUUUUGGAGCAAGCCAUAAGGACUGGCCAGGGAAUACUGUCCCUCACUAACUUGUCGCGCAUUUUACCGAUGAAAAAGGUAUUCGCUCUCAUUGACAAGCUAUAUAGUUUGAUACGACAAGAAGUCGAACGUCACCGCCAGUCCUUUGAUCCAGCUGACAUCCGGGACUUCAUUGACCUCUACAUUAAGGUCACACAAGAUGGACAUGAUCCCGAGGUCUACACAGAAUGGAACGUAUUUCGCAUCAUCGUUGAUCUAUAUUUGGCUGGAACUGACACAACAGCAAAUACUUUGAGAUGGUCCCUGGUUCAUAUGGUAAAUCAUCCGGACGUUCAGAAGAGGGUCCAGCAGGAAAUUGAUCAGGUCAUAGGUCAAGAUCGCGUUGCCAAGAUGGAGGACAAGGAAAGGAUGCCAUUUACGGAAGCAACCAUCUUGGAGGUCUUUCGUAUGUCACCGGUCAUAGGUCAAGAUCGCGUUGCCAAGAUGGAGGACAAGGAAAGGAUGCCAUUUACGGAAGCAACCAUCUUGGAGGUCUUUCGUAUGUCACCGGUUGCCCCUUUUGGAGUUCCCCAUGCCACCAGUGAAACUACCAACUUGGCCGGAUACACCAUUCCCAAGGGGACCAUGAUACUGGGAGAUUUGUACCGGGUACUUCACGAUAAGAAUAACUUCGAGGAUCCUUACAAAUUCAAACCAGAAAGAUGGCUGGAUGGCGAUGGUAAAGUGAUCAAGUCGGACAAACUGAUACCAUUUUCUAUGGGACCCCGUGUUUGCCUGGGCAAGGGGCUUGCUGAAAUGGAAGCGUUCAUUUUCUUCACCACGUUGUUUCAGAAUUUUACCUUCAAGGUACCAGAGGGCGAGAAACCUCCGGACGGAGUGAAAGGCCUCAACACGUUCACUUUUACGCCAUACCCCUACAACGUGUGCGCUGUUAGACGCUAGAACGGAGAUACACUGUACCUUACUAUGAAUGUACCGGUUACUACUUGUACAUGGACAACAGUAUCUGUAUAAAUACAUCAGAUAAUCCGAGUCUGACACGUGACUGUCAGACUGACUGUAUCUAAACUAAAAUACUUCGUUUAGUCUCGAAAUGGUUUUCGUGCUUUUCCUCUUGGCAAUAACGUUUUUAAUGUAUCGCUAUAAAGAACGUCGUGCAGUUGUUUAAGUAUAUAUUGAUCAAUAGAAUCGUACUUUGAAAACCGUAGAUACGUGCACUGGGGCGGAUGAAGAUCCUUUUCUGCAAUGUGCCUGAAAGGAUUAUUCUUCUAAUGAGGCGGGGAAAGAUUGAUUGCUCCAAGAACUGUACACGUCACAAGUAAUAGUGUUCAUGCCAACUACAGAGGUAUACAGUGUACAGAGGUAUACAGUGUAUAUACGUAUGAGUAUCGUACGUAAAACCGAUUAUAUGCUUUUUUCAGCUUUUGAGAAUAAACGUAUAGCUA